Messenger RNA from Populus trichocarpa (black cottonwood), 1554 nucleotides. Its product is annotated as protein DJ-1 homolog D. Bases 174 to 1358 code for a protein of 394 amino acids. The transcript has 5 exons. The record is from RefSeq and is a predicted model, not a curated record. NCBI's taxonomy places the organism in Eukaryota, Viridiplantae, Streptophyta, Magnoliopsida, Malpighiales, Salicaceae.
UCCAACAUUAACGAAGAGUGUUACAGUACAGUUUUAGUCAACGAUAACAAAGAGAGUUAAGGAACAAUUCCGUUUCUCUUGCGCUUGCAGUCUUUAUAAAAGCACGAAACUCCACUUGAGAGAUGAUAGCAAUAAACAAAGCUAAAGCUUAAGUCUUAUUUUUAGCAUCAGCAAUGGCUAAUUGCAAGCCACAGAAGAAAGUUUUAUUGUUAUGUGGGGAUUUCAUGGAAGAUUAUGAGGCUAUGGUUCCAUUUCAAGCCUUGGAGGCUUAUGGAAUAGCAGUUGAUGCUGUCUGUCCUGGCAAGAAAGCUGGUGAUUGUUGCCGCACUGUAAUUCAAGACUCUGGUGCCUAUCAUGGCUAUCAGACUUUUACAGAGAAGCUUGGACACAACUUUAGUCUCAAUGCGAACUUCGAUGAAGUUGAUUUUAGUAAAUAUGAUGGGCUGCUUCUACCAGGAGGAAGGGCUCCAGAAUAUCUUGCCAUAAAUGAAUCCGUGUUAGAUUGUGUGAGGAAGUUUUCCGACUCAGGAAAGCCGAUUGGCUCUAUUUGUCAUGGACAUUUGAUCUUGGCAGCUGCUGGCUCAGUAAAAGGUCGGAAGUGCACUGCACUCCAUGCUCUGGGACCUGUGCUCAUCGAUGCUGGUGCUCAUUGGAUUGAACCCAAAACCAGGAUGGAUUGCGUAGCUGAUGGCAAUAUCAUCACUGGAGUUAUAUAUAGGGCUCAUCCUGAGUACAUUCGGCUUUUUGUGAGGGCACUCGGAGGCAAGGUAACUGGUUCAGAUAAAAGGAUUCUGUUUCUCUGCGGGGAUUUCAUGGAAGAUUAUGAGGUAACUGUUCCUUUUCAGUCCCUUCAAGCUCUUGGGUGCCAUGUUGAUGCGGUUUCCCCCAAGAAAAAGGCUGGGGAUAUCUGCCCAACUGCAGUCCACGACUUUGAAGGUGACCAAACUUACAGUGAGAAGCCAGGCCAUAAUUUCAUUCUAACUGCUUCCUAUGAAGGUUUGGAUGCCUCUACUUAUGAUGCUCUCGUCAUCCCUGGAGGCCGGGCUCCAGAAUAUUUGGCACUGGAUGAGACAGUGAUUGCCUUGGUGAAAGAAUUUAUGCAAUCUAGGAAGCCUGUUGCAUCCAUCUGCCAUGGGCAACAGAUCUUAGCUGCUGCUGGAGUUCUUAAGGGUAGAAAAUGUACUGCAUACCCUACGGUGAAGCUGAAUGUUGUCUUGGGAGGGGCAACAUGGCUAGAACCUGAUCCAAUAGAUCGCUGCUACACUGAUGAAAACUUGGUUACUGGAGCUGCUUGGCCAGGGCACCCUGAGUUUGUCUCUCAAUUGAUGGCCUUACUUGGUAUUCAAGUGUCAUUUUAGCUGCUACAAUGUUAAAUAAUGUGCCUGUAUCUUAUUUCAAAUAACAUACCGAUGCAGACACCAUGCAUGUUUGGGUCUAGAAACCCAUCUUGUAUCAAAUAACACAUGGAUUCCAUAUCUGUUACUGGAAUCCUUGUCACUUGAGUUCAUCUUUGCCUGUGGAAAAAAUAGACUUUCAUAUUGUUCAAAGCAACAA